AUGAUGAGAAACAGCACUGAUUUGAUGAGAGUCCUUUUUUUGGCAGCAUUGUUUCCAUUUUCAUCGAUGGGAUUCAUCAAUCCAUUGGGUGCGUGCCGACCUCAUUCUCGAUCAUCAACAAGAACAGCCAGAUCCCCAAUAUGCUUGCUAGUGAACAUCAAUUCAGACGACCCAUUUGAGAUCUUGGGUCUAAACGAAGCGACGACCGAUAAAAAGGUCAUAAAAAGGGCAUACAAGCGAAUGGCACUGAAGUAUCACCCCGAUGUCCUUUCGACGCCUCAGAGUUCACAAGAAGAGAAGAAGGCAGCGAGUGAUCGAUUCGCCAAGAUCAAUUGGGCAUAUUCCCAGCUCAGCGGUAAAGGCGAGGAUAAUAGCACUUACAAGUCGAAGUCCAAUACACAAAAUCCUUCUUCCACUGGCGGCUGGACGCCUCCCCAUAGACGAGCUGGUGGUAGCCAGGGAAGCAACCGUGGUUAUGCGUCUUCUGGAUCCGAUUCCGUCGAUUGGUCUGACUUCAUACCUAAGUCUGAUGACAGCUACGACACUGACGGCGAUUCUUUUGGAAAAAUCUUUUCCGAUAUCUUUGCUGGGGCCGCUACAAGUGCGGUGUCAGGUGGUGCUGCUGGAUCGACUUUAUUCAAGGACUUUAUUGAGUUUCUGGAAGGCAAUGUGGACGGCUUUGGCGGCACAACUGGGAGCGACGACUCUGAGCUGCAGUAUCUACUCGGGAGAGGGACGAGAGAAGAGAUCCGAAACGAACUUGACGAUACCAAAUUGGUUGUUGAUCAACUAACAAGAAAACUGCGUGGUAUUGAAAACGAAAUUUUCAGUGCCACUGCCGAGCUCGGCGAAACAGAAAAGUAUCUAGAAAAAAUCAGACUGGAAGAGAUCAUUGCAGAAAUGAAUGCUCGGAAAAAAGUCGUGAAGGGAUACCUCCAAAAAGCCGAGCAGAGACUGCUUAAACUUCAAAUACGUUACAAGGAAACGAAGAGAAGCAACCCGCAAUGGGACGAUACUGAGCAAGAAUCGGCAUCAUCAAGUUACUCUUCUACAAAGUACCCUUCAUCGGCACCGAAAUACCCGUCUUCAAAGGAGCACAAUCCUGACCUGUCUUGGAAUAGCGAAGGAUUUGGCUCCUCAAGCCGAACGGCUCGCCGAUCUGUCACUUCAAACGAUGGCGGCAAGCAACAAUCUUGGAAAAAGGAAGGGUUCGGAUCAUCAGCACGGCGAGGUAGUCGCCGUCGUCCCGAAACAGCGACUGAAAGUUACAAGAAGCACGAGGCAGAACCUGCAUACUCUAGCACCUCUGAAAGCACCUCUGAGAGCAGGUGGUCGACUGAUGGAGGCGAGAAGUCAUGGAGAACUGAAGGAUUUGGGUCCAGACGUCGCACAAGGCGUCAGGACAGGGAUACCCAAAAUCAACGCCCUGCAGGGACAACUUCUGGUCGAAGCGAUCAAGAUAGGUUCGGAACCAGCAGAUCGUCUGGAAUUUCUUCCUUCGGUUCUUCUGAUGGUUGGACGGAAUCAGUUCCCCCGCAUCGCAGAGCAACUUCCUCCUCAAAUGCGCAAGAUGACUCGAAAAGGCGACUUCGAGAGAUCGUUGUUGAUGAAGAAUUUGAAAAGCUGAAACGGGAACUUGGGUUGUAG
Cylindrotheca closterium is the source of this 1647-nucleotide messenger RNA. NCBI's taxonomy places the organism in Eukaryota, Bacillariophyta, Bacillariophyceae, Bacillariales, Bacillariaceae. The record is from the annotation of a GenBank genome assembly.